AUGUUUGAAGAAUUUAACCUUUCUGAUGCAGAUUCUUAUGUCCAAAAGCCAGCUAGAGGACGGACAUGUCAUGAUCGUUAAUCAACAAGUUAAGAAAGAUUGGAAACACAACAAUAAUAUUAAUAAUUUUAAAAGUUUUAUGAAACAUGCUCAAAUAUACCCAUUGACUUCACUUAUCUUAGGGAAUACUUCAACAUUCCUUUCAAUGAUUGUUUAAAUGAUUAGGAGAUUUUAAAGAUCCAAAAAAAAAUACACAGUAGAAGAUUCUCGAUGAAUCAGAAAAAAAGUUGGAGCGUAGAUGAAAAAAAGGUAUUGGUUUGGGUUGUUGGGAAAUAUUGUUAACUUAAUUAGAAGAAUUGUAGAUAUUUGGAUAACAACGAUUUCAAUGAGAUUAGCUAAUACCUUCUUAGAAGAAAUAUUGACAAUAUUAGACAAAAGUGGUGGUCAAUGCUAAAAACAUCUUUGGUAUCUCAACCAUUUACACAAGAAGAGGAUCAAUAGAUCAUAAUUCUCUAUGAGAAAUAUAAAGAUAAAGAUAAUAAAUGGAAAUUGAUAGCAAACGAAAUGAAUAACAAUAAUAUGAUAUAUCGAACUUGUAAACAACUUAGAGAGAGGUGGAUUAACUAUCUGGAUCCUAACUUAUUGAAAAUUAAGGAUCCUUGGACUGAUAGAGAGGAUCUAGAAUUAAUUUAUCAAAUAUAAUAAAAAGGCAAAAAGUGGACUGAAAUUGCUAAAAUUUUAAAAAGGAAUGAGAAUUAAGUUAAGAAUCGUUUUAAUUGUCUACUCAAACGGGAAGAGGUUUAAGAUGAUUUAAACAAAUUGAUUGAUAAGGUCUUAUGGAAAAUCAGCAAGUAGCCAGUAGUGAUGCAACCAGAGAAUUAAGAUAGACCUGCAUUACCAUCAAAUUCCCAAAAUUAGAGCUUACUCUUAACUAUAGCAAAAAUAGAAUCACUAAAAAAAGAUGAAAUUAAUUAACUUACGCCUUGUAUGGUCAAUUUAAAAACGAACUAAAUUUAUUUUACUCCAUCUCAUAUAUUGCAAGGAUUACUAAAAAUUGAACAAUCAGAUUUGCAAGAUGAAUUCGAAUUAGCCAAAAAGGAUAUUGAAAAAUUUGAAUCAAUGCCUCAUCAAUUUUUCCAUUCGCUAUCUGUCAUAAGCGAAGAGUAUUCCAUACCAUAAAACUAUCAAUCAUAAAUUCAACCAAACAUCAAAUCUUUGUCAGAAUUAUCUAAUUAUGAAUCUCCCUAAAUGUCUAAAUCCAAUGAGAAUAAUGCAAUCUUUCAUCCAAUAAGAACCUUGACUUCUCUAAAAAAGCAAUACUUUAAGCAUCGAACUGAUUUUAGUAUUCCUUAAGUUUAAUCUUCAAGUCCGUGGAGAUCAUUGCCAAUAUUAAUUAUGUGCUGA
Paramecium tetraurelia is the source of this 1404-nucleotide messenger RNA. RefSeq lists its product as uncharacterized. Gene Ontology annotation, molecular function: DNA-binding transcription factor activity, RNA polymerase II-specific; RNA polymerase II cis-regulatory region sequence-specific DNA binding. The record is from RefSeq and is a predicted model, not a curated record. Gene Ontology annotation, cellular component: nucleus. Gene Ontology annotation, biological process: regulation of DNA-templated transcription. Lineage: Eukaryota; Ciliophora; Oligohymenophorea; Peniculida; Parameciidae. The transcript is spliced from 2 exons.